AUGGGCGACCCCACGCCCCGCGACCAGCUCUCGAAGCGGGCAAUCCCCUUCAUGACCCUUGCCAACGGCCUGGAAGGUCUUCCCGGCGCAAAAGCUCGCACAGCAUCCGUCUCUGACGACGCCAUCUCCCGCUUCGCCCUCCCCGGGACAGCAGUCGCCACAGGCGGCACCGGUGCCAUCGCCCUCUCCGUCGUGCGGGCAAUGCUCCAGCACGGGCUCACCGGCCUCAUGCUCCUCGACCUGGACGUCACAUCCGCAGACGCAGUCACGUCAAUCGCGUCCUUGCGCGAGUCCUUCCCCGACGCCAAGAUCGAGGCCCUGUCCGUCGAUGUCACGGACGAAGAGGGCGUCGGCAAGGCCAUGGAGCGCGCUGCCGAGGCGCUGGGCGGAGUCGAUUACCUGGUGUGCUUCGCCGGUGUCGUGGGCUGCGUGCACGCGCUGGAGAUGCCCGCCGCGCAGUUCCGCAAGAUUUUGGACAUCAACACGACGGGCGCAUUCAUCUGCGCGCAGGCCGCUGCGAGGAUCAUGGUCCGGCAGGGGCGCGGCGGAAGGAUCGUGUUCACGGCGAGUAUCUCGGCGCACCGGGUCAAUUUCCCGCAGCCGCAGUCGGCAUACAACACGAGCAAGGGGGCGUUGUUGAUGCUGAAGAGCAGUCUUGCGGCCGAGUGGGCCGGCUACGGGAUCAACGUGAACAGCAUCAGUCCGGGAUACAUGGACACCGUGCUGAACGAGGGCGAGGGACUGGCCGAGGCGAGAAGAAUGUGGGCAGAGAGGAACCCGGCCGGCAGGAUGGGCAUGCCGGAGGAGGUUGCUGGGGUUGUCGUGAUGCUUUGCUCAAAGGCAGGGAGCUAUUUCAACGGAAGUGAUCUGGUGGUUGACGGCGGAGGUGUUGUGUUCUAG
Colletotrichum chrysophilum is the source of this 900-nucleotide messenger RNA. RefSeq lists its product as uncharacterized. Gene Ontology annotation, cellular component: intracellular anatomical structure. NCBI's taxonomy places the organism in Eukaryota, Fungi, Ascomycota, Sordariomycetes, Glomerellales, Glomerellaceae. The record is from RefSeq and is a predicted model, not a curated record. The coding region runs from base 1 to 900 and encodes 299 amino acids. The transcript has a single exon. Gene Ontology annotation, molecular function: oxidoreductase activity, acting on NAD(P)H, oxygen as acceptor.